AUGCGACUUCACGUCAACAUCUUUGACACCGACAAGGCUCAGUUUACAAUCUUGCCAGACGUAAUUGCUCUACCUGAUGCGGAGGACGAUCCCUCCCUGAAGAGGAACUCAGACCUUGAAUUUCAAUACGAGUCUAGCCCGUUUGCGUUCUGGAUCACUCGGCGGUCAGAACCAGACGCCCAGCCCCUGUUCGACACUCGUACAAGCUCGCUGCCUUCUACUCCAAUCCCACCGAUCAUCGCGAGCGAUAACAGUACUGCUCUGGACGGCUUUCCACUUGUCUUUGAGGACCAGUAUCUGCAGUUAACGUCGGCGCUUCCUCUGGGUGCCAACAUCUACGGGCUUGGUGAAGUCCUAUCCAGUAGUGGUUUCCGGAGAGACAUAGGUACGGAUGGCGGGGUUGGAACCAUACAGACGCUAUGGGCACGGGACAGCCCGGAUCCUAUAAACCAGAAUGUGUAUGGCUCGCACCCCAUCUACUUGGAACACCGUUACAACCAGACGACAAGACACUCUCAAUCUCACGGUGUUUUUCACUUUGGUGCCGCGGGAUCUGAUAUCCUCCUGCUGACGCCCCCUUCUUCUCCGGUCUCGGUGAUCGAAUACCGGCUCCUCGGCGGCACGCUUGACUUCUACUUUUUCUCUGGACCUAGUCCUCAGAAGGUCAUCGAACAAUAUGGAGACCUCAUCGGCCACCCUACGUGGCUACCCGCCUGGGGAUUCGGAUUUCAACUCUCUCGGUGGGGCUACAGUGACGUGAACGACACGAGGGAUCAAGUGGUGAAGAUGCGCGAGGCGAACAUUCCACUGGAGGUCAUGUGGAAUGACAUUGACCUGUAUCAUGCUAUCCGCGACUUCACGACAGACCCCGUCAGCUUCCCCGCCGAAGAAGUACGGGCGUUCAUUGACGAGCUGACCGCCAAUCAGCAACACUAUAUUCCCAUUGUCGACGCCGCCAUCCCAAUCCUGGUCAAUGACUCCGACGUGUACGACCCGUACUCUAGGGGCACUGAACUCGACGUUUUCCUCAAGAAUCCGGAUGGCUCUCAGUACCUCGGUCAGGUGUGGCCGGGGUACACGGUUUUCCCGGACUGGUUCGCGAACAAUACCCAGUCGUUCUGGACGGAAGCCUUGCGAAACUGGUCCCAAUCUGGCGUCAACUAUUCGGGCAUAUGGCUAGACAUGAACGAGCCCUCCUCGUUUUGUAUCGGCUCAUGCGGGACUGGUGCUAAUCUGACAGCGGCGACCAUUCCGACUCAGUUCUUCCCCGGAACUCCCGGGAACUUGGUCACUGACUAUCCUGAAGGGUACAACGCAACGAUCUGGGGUCCAAGCGGGAAUAUCACAAUCAACGGUACAUUGACGUUUGGGAAUAACAGCGCAGCUAAUGCGCUCUCGAAGCGCGGUCUUGGUGCUGCAGCCGAGUCUGGCGUAAACCUCAAUACUCCGCCGUACGCUAUCCACAAUGCGGAUGGAAUCUUGUCCACGCAUACCGUCUCUACAAACGCGACCCAUGCGAACCGAGUCGUAGAGUUAGAUGUUCACAACGUAUGGGGGCUCAUGGAGGAGAAGGCCACUCACCUCGCUCUGCUCGACAUUCACCCGGGGAAGCGGCCGUUCUUGAUUAGUCGUUCCACGUUCCCCAGCUCUGGAAAGUGGACUGGUCACUGGCUCGGAGACAACAUCAGCAAGUGGCAAUACAUGUAUCUCAGCAUCCAAGGCGUCCUCCAAUUCCAGCUCUACCAGAUCCCCUUUGUUGGAGCAGAUACGUGCGGGUUCCAAGGGAACACCGACGAAGAGCUUUGCAACCGUUGGAUGCAGCUGUCCGCGUUCCUGCCCUUCUACAGGAACCACAAUGUCCGAAGCGCGCUCUCGCAGGAACCGUAUCGCUGGGACAGCGUGGCGAAUGCUUCCCGCACCGCUAUCAGCGUCCGCUACAGUUUGCUCCCUUACUGGUACACACUGUUCGCGAAUGCAUCGCUUCACGGGAGCCCGCCCAUCCGUGCGCUCUUUUUUGAGUUCCCCGACGAGCCCGAGCUCUUCGCCGUGGACCGCCAGUAUCUCAUCGGAAGGGACCUGCUAGUCACACCCGUUCUUACCCCGAAUGUCUCCUCAGUGGAUGGUAUCUUUCCGGGACAGGGUCGCGUGAUCUGGCGCGACUGGUAUACUCAGGAGGUCGUCAACGCUUCCAUAUCAACGAACACUACGUUAGGUGCGCCCCUCGGGCACAUUAACGUGCACAUCCGCGACGGAUCUGCAAUUCUACUUCACGAAGAACCAGCGUACACCAUUGCCCAGACGCGGCAAGGCCCAUAUUCCCUCCUCGUGGCGCAGGCUGCGGACGGAUAUGCAUUUGGAACAGCUUACAUUGACGACGGAGAGACGGUUCCUCCUACGCCUAACACAACGCUUACGAUGAAGGCCCGGAAGGGGGCAGUGACAAUAUAUCCCAACGGAGACUACUGGAUCACACAGCGGCUCCAUACUGUGACCGUCUUGGGAGCUGCUCAGACGUUGCCGACGGAAGUCACGGUCGACGGCGUUCAGACAGCUGCAUGGCAGUAUGAUUCUCAUGUCUACAGACUGGUCAUCAAAGCACUCAAUCUCGACUUGAACAAGCCGCACAGCGUGGAAUGGAAGUAA
This is a messenger RNA of Dichomitus squalens LYAD-421 SS1, 2643 nucleotides long. RefSeq lists its product as uncharacterized. The record is from RefSeq and is a predicted model, not a curated record. The transcript has 13 exons. Gene Ontology annotation, molecular function: hydrolase activity, hydrolyzing O-glycosyl compounds; carbohydrate binding. The coding region runs from base 1 to 2643 and encodes 880 amino acids. NCBI's taxonomy places the organism in Eukaryota, Fungi, Basidiomycota, Agaricomycetes, Polyporales, Polyporaceae. Gene Ontology annotation, biological process: carbohydrate metabolic process.